AUGGAGUCACUAGUACUUGCUGGGAAUGCAUUUUCUGGACCAAUUUCUUCCAUCUGUGAUCUGCUGAAUGUAAAUAAUGCCCUGCUUCCUCUUCACUUGUCUGAAAAUGCUCUAUCAGGAUCGCUUCCAAAUUGCUGGACAUAUGGGCAAAAUAUGGUUUUUCUGGAUGUGGGAUUGAACAUGUCGUCUGGCCAAAUCCUCGACUCAAUAGGACAUUUAGUUCACCUCAAGGUUUUGACAUUGGCCGAUAAUAACUUUCAUGGAAGAAUUCCAGGGUGCAUCAACAAUUUCCUGGUAAUUGCAGAGAAGGAGGCAGAUCGUUCUUCCCGUUAUUAUGAUUACGCUUCAUAUACAAAAGAUGAAUUGCCGAAGCUGAUGUGGUUAGACUCACAAAGGCGUGAUGAACUAUUUAAUCGGUAUGAACAGCCAUUUCGGAUGGUGGAUCUUUCAUCUAAUUAUUUAUUUGGAGAGAUCCCAGGAAGAGUGGCUGAGCUAGGUGGAUUGGUAUAUUUGAAUCUAUCAAACAAUCAAUUGACAGGAACUAUUCCUAGUGAUAUUGGUGCCAUUAGAUCAUUAGAAGCUUUGAAUUUAUCAAAGAAUCAGCUUUCGCAUGCCAUCCCAACUAGCAUGUCCAACUUAUCCUUUCUUGCAUAUCUAAAUUUGUCUUAUAACAAGUUAUCAGGAAAAAUUCCUUCGCGGAAUCAAUUCUUAACAUUUGAUGCUGCAACACAUCUGGGUAAUCAUGACCUCUGCGGACCACUUCUUGCAAACACUUGCUGGGAAGAUAAAUCAUAUGAAAAUAAAAACUGUAGAGACAAGAAGUUAGGAGGCAAUAAAAAGAUCAUUGAAGAAGUUGAAAGGCAUGGAUUUGAAAUACCACCAUUCUAUAUCAGCAUGGGAAUUGGCUUCCUUGCAGGGUUUUGGGGAUUUUGGGGACCUUUACUAUUGAAUACAUCUUGGAGGCAUGCCUAUUUCCGUUUGUGGGUGGCAUGA
Messenger RNA from Hevea brasiliensis (rubber tree), 993 nucleotides. Its product is annotated as receptor-like protein EIX2. The record is from RefSeq and is a predicted model, not a curated record. The transcript has 2 exons. Gene Ontology annotation, molecular function: protein binding. Bases 1 to 993 code for a protein of 330 amino acids. NCBI's taxonomy places the organism in Eukaryota, Viridiplantae, Streptophyta, Magnoliopsida, Malpighiales, Euphorbiaceae.